AUGGCGGAGACGAAACCCCUCAUCAGACUCACCGCGGACGAGAUAAACUGUCUCGUAUACGCUUUUCUUGUCGACUCGGGAUUCAGACAUGCUGCCUUCAAUCUGCGAAUGGAGGCGCAACUCGAGAACGGUCCCAACUUUACGAAGCACAUACCACGGGGAGAGCUUAUUGACUUGCUCGGCAAAUCGCUCCUUUUCCGCGAAGUCGAAGCGCACUGGAAAUCAGACAACCUUGCGCUGAACUGUCAGGUUGGUUUCUCGCUGCUGGAGCCACAUAUUUGCUCUCUGGUGGCGCCGAAGGAAGAUGACCUUCCGCCCUCAGUCUACACCCAACGACCCCUUCUCCAGUCUAUGCAUGAGAUGUAUGGAAAACGGAAAGGCGAGGCACUCAACGGCGGUCCUGCGGACAAGAAACUAAGAAGAGACCUCAGUGACGGAGAAGGAAAACUUAAAAUCAAGGUGCAAGGUCCCAGUGACCAUGAGACCGACCCACGCGCUGUGCUUGUUCUUCCAGGACACAGUACAGAAGUAUUUGUUUGCUCUUUCAACCCCACCAAGCCAAAUGUCCUUGUUACCGGCUCUAAGAAUGCGGUCGUGAACAUGUGGGAUCUACCUUUUCCUCCACCUGCAUCGUCCGCCAACUUUUCUGUGGCCCCUGCAGAGGGACCCCAUCAAUUGGAACAUUUCCCGGAUGUCAUUCCAGGUGAUCUAACUAAUAUCGAGUGGAAUCACGACGGAUCCUUGGUGGCAAUCGGCUCAUAUGACACUGUAUUGCGCAUCUUCACGAUAACAGGCGACUUGUACAUGUCGCACACACAGCAUAAGGCUCCAAUAUUCGCGGCCCGGUUCUCCAGAACAGGAAAAUGGCUUGUUUCGUGCAGCUUAGAUGGAACAGCUUGCGUCUGGGAUGUUGAAAAUCGCGAGUUGCUGAUGCAAUAUCGCGGCCAUCAAGAUUGCUGUUUGGACGUUGAAUGGCUUUCGGAUGAAAUUUUCGCGAGUUGUUCAUCGGAUAAAACUAUCCAUAUUCUGCGAGUCGGCCAGGCGAACCCACUCGCCAUUCUGACUGGCCAUGAACGCGAAGUCAAUCAAAUUAGAGUCAAUCCAGCGGGGACUCGACUUAUUUCGUGCUCUGAUGACCAGACCGCACGGGUCUGGAAUAUCGAACACAUUCUGCGGCAGUCUGACUCAAACGGAAUGCUGGAAGACACUCCCGAACCGAUCGUUCUUUCUGGACACACCAAUUCGAUCCAGCUAAUUGCUUGGUGUUGUAAUCUGGAAGCGGGACCUAAUGAAGUUCUAGCAACCGGGUCUUCCGAUGGAACUGUACGUUUCUGGGACAGCAUAACAGGCGCAUGUCUCCAUAUCAUCGCUGACCACAAGCGGGGCGUAUUUUCGCUUCGUUUCAGCCCCGACGGCCAGCGCCUUGCAACAGGCGGUGGCGAUGGCUGGCUACACGUGUACGAUGUCAAGACGCGCCAACUUCGUUGGUCUUGGUUUGCUGGAUUCGACAAGCCCGGAAUUUUCGAUAUUGUCUGGCAGACACACCCGGCAUUGGGAGUGGACCGAAUCGCACUAGGGCUCGAGUGUCGUCAGGUGGCGAUUGUUGAUGUGUUGAAGGUUCCAGCGUUGCAGAAGUAG
Molecule: messenger RNA, 1638 nt
Organism: Mycena indigotica
Lineage: Eukaryota; Fungi; Basidiomycota; Agaricomycetes; Agaricales; Mycenaceae
Exons: 9
Coding region: 1-1638 (545 amino acids)
Biological process (GO): regulation of transcription by RNA polymerase II
Cellular component (GO): histone deacetylase complex
Molecular function (GO): transcription corepressor activity; protein binding
Source: RefSeq, a predicted model, not a curated record